Messenger RNA from Pyrenophora tritici-repentis Pt-1C-BFP, 1685 nucleotides. RefSeq names its product bystin. The record is from RefSeq and is a predicted model, not a curated record. Gene Ontology annotation, molecular function: snoRNA binding. Gene Ontology annotation, biological process: rRNA processing. Lineage: Eukaryota; Fungi; Ascomycota; Dothideomycetes; Pleosporales; Pleosporaceae. Gene Ontology annotation, cellular component: preribosome, small subunit precursor; nucleolus; cytoplasm.
ACCGCGGCGACUUUCAGACGUGCAAUCUCUGGAUCACAACUUCACAAAUUUUUCGGAGGAAAGUGUCGCACUUCUAAGAAACUACCCACGACUCUCUUGUAACCCAUCAUGCCGAAAGCACCCAAAUCGCCCGCUCUGCGCGAGCAACGACACAACCCUCUAGCCGAAGAAUAUGCGCCCUCGGACCCAUGGAAGAACAAGGCGCCAAGACGACAAAAGCGCAACAAGAGCGACAAUGAAGACGACGAACAAAAGUAUGUCGACUCCAAGAGUUCGCGCAAGAUUCUGGAAAUAGGAAGAGAACUGGAAGAGGAGGAUGCGCGGGAAAACAAGGCCCGAAGGCCUCAAGAAGCGAACCCAGCCUUUGACUUUGAGACACGCAUGGGCGAGGAUGACAUGGGCGGCGACGAUUUGGUACAGGCCGAUGAUGACGAAGCAUGGGGCGACGACGAUGAGGAGGUCGAGGAGGUUGAAAUUGACGCCAACGACCUGGCAGCGUGGAACAAAUUCAUACCCACGGACGAUAACCCUAUCGUAUGGCCGGGCGAGGAAGCACAGCCCUCAGGACCAGGCACAGAUCUCGCUGCGCUUAUUCUUGAGAAGAUUGCUGCACAUGAAGCCGGAGGCGAAGUACAAGAACCACAUAUUCAAGGCGGUGGUGACCGAGAAGACGCCAUUGAACUACCAGCCAAGGUGGUCGAAGUAUACUCAAAGAUUGGCUUGAUCCUGAGCCGCUACAAGAGCGGGAAACUGCCCAAGCCUUUCAAGAUCCUCCCUACAAUCCCCGCCUGGGAAACCCUCGUCGCAAUUACACGCCCCGAUGACUGGACUCCGAACGCUACCUUCGCUGCCACCCGAAUCUUCGUUUCAGCAAAGCCACAGACGGCCCAGAUCUUCAUGAACACUAUUCUGCUUCCGUUAGUGCAACAAAACAUCCGGGAAACACACAAGCUGAACGUACACUUGUACAAUGCGCUGAAGAAGGCCCUCUACAAGCCCAGCGCCUUCUUCAAGGGUGUCGUCUUCCCUAUGCUUACCGAUGUUUCCUGCACACAGCGCGACGCCGUCAUUGUAGCCUCGGUCGUAGCCAAGAUCUCCGUUCCCGUCCUACAUUCGGCUGCCGCCCUGCACCGCCUCUGUGAGAUUGCCGCCGAGCAAAUGUCGUCUGAUCCCGAUGCCGCCGGGCCCUGCAAUAUUUUCAUCAAGACGCUGCUCGAGAAGAAGUACGCGCUGCCCUUCAAGGUCAUCGAUGCGCUCGUCUUCCACUUCCUGCGCUUCCGAGGUGUGGGAGCAAGCAGCGCCGACGCCAUGGAUACGGAGUCUGUAGCCGGCGAUCUAGGAAACACGGGCAAAUUGCCAGUCAUCUGGCAUCAGUGCUUGCUCGCUUUUGCCCAGAGAUACAGAAACGAUAUCACAGAGGAUCAAAGAGAGGCUUUGUUGGACUUGCUGCUUACGAGAGGUCACAAGAGUAUCAGUGGCGAAGUACGGAGAGAAUUGCUUGAGGGCAGAGGAAGAGGUGUUAUGAUUGAGCCACCAGCCGUUGGUAUCGACGGCGACGACACGAUGAUGAUGGCUGUGGAUGCAUGAUCCAAAUGCUUUUCAUUUUUGUUAUGAAAGACCACGAGCAUUUACCGGCGUUAUAGGAGCACUCUGUGCUUGGGAGAAUUCAUCAUUGUUAUAUUCCA